CUUCAAGCUUUUGCCUUUGAUUAGUCGUCGAUCGCUAAGAACUAAAAACAAAUCAAAAUGAAAUUCAUCAUUGUAUUCGCUGCUCUCUUCGCCGUUGCUUUGGCCGCUCCCCGUCCUGAAGAUGCUGUUGUCUUGAGAUCAGAAUCUGAAGUAGGACCCGAAUCAUACCAAUAUGCUUACGAAACUAGCGAUGGCAACAAAGCUGAAGAACAAGGUCAAUUGAAGAAUGUUGGUUCUGAAGAUGAAGCCAUUGUCGUACGUGGCUCUUACUCCUUUGUUGCUGAUGAUGGUCAAACCUACACCGUCAACUAUGUUGCUGAUGAAAACGGUUUCCAACCUCAAGGUGCUCAUUUGCCCGUUGCCCCCGAAGUCUAAGUUUAGUCGUUUUUAUAAUAUAAUAAGUAGUUCCUUAGUAAUAAAGUAAAAAUUACGAAUAU
Lucilia cuprina (Australian sheep blowfly) is the source of this 437-nucleotide messenger RNA. Its product is annotated as larval cuticle protein 65Ag1-like. Bases 58 to 375 code for a protein of 105 amino acids. Lineage: Eukaryota; Metazoa; Arthropoda; Insecta; Diptera; Calliphoridae. The transcript has 3 exons. Gene Ontology annotation, cellular component: chitin-based extracellular matrix. The record is from RefSeq and is a predicted model, not a curated record. Gene Ontology annotation, molecular function: structural constituent of chitin-based larval cuticle.